Messenger RNA from Colletotrichum phormii, 1782 nucleotides. RefSeq lists its product as uncharacterized. The record is from RefSeq and is a predicted model, not a curated record. The transcript has 3 exons. NCBI's taxonomy places the organism in Eukaryota, Fungi, Ascomycota, Sordariomycetes, Glomerellales, Glomerellaceae. Bases 1 to 1617 code for a protein of 538 amino acids.
AUGAACCGCAUCGGGCCCUCCACUUCAGAGCUCUACGUCGCCAACGCGGACGGCAAAUUCGUGACCUUCAUCACCGAGCGCAACGGCGACGGCAACCCGGACCUCUACCGGUGCAGCUUCUCGUCUGCCGGCACCGGAAACACCACCUCUGCCUCGUGCUCAAGCCUGGAAAAGCUCAUCGCCACGCCCUCGGUCGAAGACGUGGGCGCCCUCUCCCCAGACGGAACCAAACGCGCCUACGUCUCCACCGAGAACGGCUACCGCGCCAACAUCUGGGUGCUCGACAUCGCCACCGGCACCUGCCGCAACCUCACAAACACCCCCGCCAUCGCCGGCGACCCCUUACUACCCGACGGCCACUUCAGACCCAGCUGGUCUCCGGACGGCGAGUGGAUCGCCUUCGCCUCGGACCGCAACACGGCCUGGCGCGGGCACGGCAACGGCACGGGCUGGGAACACACCCAGGAGCUCUCCGUCUACGUCGUCCGGCCGGACGGCUCCGAUUUCCACCAGGUCGCUACCAAGGCGGGAUACUGUCUCGGAUCGCCGAAAUGGAGCCCCGGCGGGAAGAGAAUCCUCUACUAUGAGAUCACGACCGAGCAGACUGGUUGGCUGACGACAGCAUCUCGGACGGAUCCAGCAGCAGCAGCAACAGCAUCGCCUACCCUAAUCAAGGGCGGCGACAACGAAGGGUACAACUACACCUCGGGCGCCCACGCCCCCGUCAAAGCCGCCAUCCGCUCCCCGGCCUGGUCCCCCGACGGCCGCUUCGUCAUCUACGAAAAAGUAGGCUUCACCGCCCGCGCCAUGGAGAAGCCCCUCUACAGCUGGGACGCGGACUGGGAAUACCGCUCCACCGACGUCUUCCCCCAGCUCUCCCUCCAGGGCCGCCUCGUCAUCACCCAGAAGCAGCUCGGCAACUCCUCCAUUCUCGUCUUCGACUCCUCCCAAACCGGCGAAAUCGACGCGGCCCUCGUCGCAAAGGGCCUCGCGGGCGCCUUCCAACCAGCCUGGUCCAGCGACGGCAGUCGGAUCGCCUUCGGCCUCGGCUCCUGGUUCCAGUCCCGCGCGACAGGCAAAGCCCGCGUCUACCGCACAACCUCCAACGGCAGCUUCUACGAGGCCCUGACGGACGGGACGGUCCACUCCGGCUUUCCCUCCUACAGCCCGGACGGCCGCAGCCUCGUCUUCCGCGAGUGGGGUCUCCGCUACGGCCUCGGCGUCAUCGACCUCGAGACCAAGACGGUGCGCAGCCUGACCAACGCGACGGACAACCUGCCGUUUUGGUCGCCCGACGGCGAGCGCAUCGUCUUCACGCGUAAGACGUCGGCGACCAACUUUGAUGUCUGUAUGAUCCGGCCCGACGGCACGGAUCUGCAGACGCUCACGUCCAACGGCGCCAACGACGCGCACGCCGUGUGGUCGGCCGACGGGCGGAUCCUGUAUUCUAGUGGGAUGUACGGGUUCCGGGAUGAGGCGGCCAUCUAUGAUCAGACGUUCCAGCCGUACGGGCAGAUUCUCGUCAUGGACGCGGAUGGGUCGAAUAAGAGGACGCUUACGGAUAGUUUGUGGGAGGAUUCUAUGCCGUUGUAUGUGCCCAACGAGUUUCUCGUUUAAGAUAUUUGGUGGCUUGAAAGCCCGCUCACUGUAGAUAAGUUGCAGUGUAAACACCAAAGUCUCUGUGCAAGUACUUCAUCAUGUGCAUGUUUUAAUUUAUUACGAGUGGCCAAGUUGAAGAGAAAACGAAACCCCCAACAAAAGGGGCUUGCUAGACAUUCAGAG